Messenger RNA from Mercurialis annua (annual mercury), 732 nucleotides. RefSeq lists its product as uncharacterized. The record is from RefSeq and is a predicted model, not a curated record. Bases 1 to 732 code for a protein of 243 amino acids. Lineage: Eukaryota; Viridiplantae; Streptophyta; Magnoliopsida; Malpighiales; Euphorbiaceae. The transcript is spliced from 2 exons.
AUGAAGGAGGUCGUGCACAAAGAGAUAGUCAAACUUCUCGAUGCCGGAAUUAUAUACCCCAUAUCCGAUAGUGCGUGGGUUAGUCCCAUUCAAUGUGUUCCAAAGAAAGGGGGGAUGACGGUGAUUGAAAACGAGAAGGACAUUAUGGAGGUCUUCAUGGAUGAUUUUUUGGUAUUCGGGGACUCUUUCGAGAUGUGCUUGAAUAAUCUCGAGCGAGUGUUGGCCCGGUGUGAGGAGACCAAUUUUGUCUUGAAUUGGGAGAAGUGCCAUUUCAUAGUAGAGGAAGGAAUUGUCUUGGGACAUAAAAUCUCCAAGGACGGCAUUGAAGUAGAUAGAGCAAAAACGGAAAUCAUCGAGAAACUAUCAUCACCAACUACCGUAAAGGGACUUCGUGCUUUCUUAGGGCACGCUGGGUUUUAUCGACGAUUUAUCAAAAAUUUCUCUUCCAUUGCUCGUCCUUUAACUAAUUUGCUUGUUAAAGAUAUUCCUUAUGAAUUUACUAAUGAUUGCCUUGUUGCUUUUUCUAGGUUGAAGGAAGCGCUUAUCUCAGCCCCAAUUAUUUCAUCACCCGAUUGGACUCUUCCUUUCGAACUUAUGUGUGAUGCAAGCGAUAUAGCACUCGGGUGCGUAUUGGGGCAACGAAAGGAGAAGAAUCUUCAUGUGAUAUAUUACGCAAGCCGAACAUUGCGGGUGCUCAACUCAAUUACACCACCACCGAAAACGAGAUGCUAG